Molecule: messenger RNA, 2043 nt
Organism: Rhodotorula graminis WP1
Lineage: Eukaryota; Fungi; Basidiomycota; Microbotryomycetes; Sporidiobolales; Sporidiobolaceae
Exons: 11
Coding region: 6-1970 (654 amino acids)
Molecular function (GO): protein binding
Source: RefSeq, a predicted model, not a curated record
GCGCGAUGCCGCCUCGCCGCUCUGCGAGGGCGAAGAGCCGCAAGGCCGUGCCCGCCGAGGUUCCCUCUCCCACCGCGAGCCUCGCCGACGAGAGCGACGUCGACGACCCCGACCGCGCCGGCUCCUCGUCGCCCCGGGGCGGCAGCAAGAAGGCGCGCACGACCAAGGGCAAGGGCAAGCAGACGCCUGUGGACGCGUCGGACACCGAGAGCCCGCCCAAGAAGCGCAAGACGCAGCCCGGUCCGCCUCGUGCGCCCAAGCACAAGCCCGUCUUCAGCAUCGACCUCCUGCUCAAGCUCCCGUUCGACCUCGUCGCCGAGAUCUGCUCGCACCUCAACGGCGGCGAGCUCCUCCAGCUCUCGCGCACCUGCAAGACGCUCCGCGAGUUCCUGUACGGGCCGCAGUCGUCGUCCAUCUGGGCAGCCUCCCGCCAGCGCCGCGGCCUCGUCCUGCCCGAGGACAUGACGGAGCAGCAGCUUGCCGACCUGCUCCACCGUACCACCUGCGUCAUCUGCGAGGGAGACUGGGCGUACGCGACUGUCUACUACCUGCGCACGUUCCUCUGCUGGACUUGCGAGAAGAUCAAGUUUAUCCAGGGCAGCAAGAUCCGCAACGGGCUCCAGGGCUUGCACCCGCAGGCUCGUCAGUGUGUCCGCUACGACCCCGGCCGCCUCGAUCAGCCCAAGGCCAAGUACACCUACGUCAUCCACGAGCUCUGGGCAGAGAGCGCCAAGCUGUACGAGCUCGCCGAGCAGGACGAGGCGGUCGCGCACGCGCACGGCGCCUCGCGCUCCAAGAAGUCGAAGCGGGCCAAGGGCGCCAGCAGCGACGUUCCCGGCGCCGAUUCGCUCGCCAAGUACGUCAAGGAGAAGGAGGAGUGGGUCGAGAGGGGGCAGGCGGUGUCCCAGUCGCUCCACGACGCUAUCCAAGCCGAGCUUCGUGCUCGUCAGCAGCUCAUCGAGGACGAGAACAAGCGCAAGAGCGACGAGCAGCAGGCCAAGAUCGCCGACUUCCACCGCAACCUCCGCAACGAGCACGACUGGACCGAGGCCGAGACGACGUGGCUCGGUGCGCGCCUGUACCACCUCCAAGCUCCGAGGACGGUGCCUGAUGUCGACCCUGCCGGGUGGGCGGCGUUCCGCAUCCUCGUCAAGUCCCAAAUCGCCCGCGAGGCGACCGCGACCGCCGCUCGGCUCGCUUUCGAGACUCGCCGAGACGCCAUCAAGCCGUACUAUGACUCGUUCAAGGCGGCGCAGCCCGGGCUCGUGUCGCGCGUCGUGCCCGAGUUCGCGUUCUUCCUCGACUGGUCCGCGGUCAAGCCUCUUUGGCAGCCUGUCGAGGCGGCGCCCGUCUCGGACGCCAUCUGGGCUCGUGCCCUGCCCGCCAUCCGCAAGAAUUUCGACGACUACCAGGAGGAGCUGCGCGUCGAGGCGAUCCGCGCCAUCCUGUGGGCGACGACCCGCACCGCUCCCGCCUCGCGCGACCCGGCCGACUACCCCGAGUCGACGUACGACCAGGACUGGUUCGAGCGCCCGACCGCCAUGUUCUGGGGCGAGAGCCACGCCAACCUGUCGAUCUCGUUCCCUCGCCCUUUCCCCGACACGCUGUGGGACCACCAGGCCGUCGGGUGCCGCAAGGAGUGGCUGCGCAAGCACAUCGGCGACCACGAUGUCGCCAUCAUGCGCGUCAUCCUCGACGCCGUCGGCUGCAAGGAGGCGUCGACGAAAUGGUGGCACCUCGGCGGGUUCGACUUGCGCUGGGUCGACUCGCCGUACAAGCAGGCCAAGGAGCGCAACCGCCGCUACAACUACGUCGAACUGCUCUACGCCCUCAAGCGCCGCGGCCCCAAGGCCUACCAGCUCGCGUCGCGCACCAUGGUCCCGCAGAUCGAGGUGUGGCAGGACGAGGAGGACGACUCGCUCGAGGGGUGCGAGCUCGAGGACUUUGACGGUUCCGAGGAAUGCGGGUGAGCGGGCGCGGCGAGAUUUGCUUGUCUAGCAGGGAGGGCAGUCGCUUGGAACGCUUGUUCGUGUCGUCUGUCAA